Molecule: messenger RNA, 2096 nt
Organism: Trichosurus vulpecula (common brushtail)
Lineage: Eukaryota; Metazoa; Chordata; Mammalia; Diprotodontia; Phalangeridae
Gene: MAN1C1
Product: mannosidase alpha class 1C member 1
Exons: 11
Coding region: 1-1347 (448 amino acids)
Biological process (GO): carbohydrate metabolic process; N-glycan processing
Cellular component (GO): endoplasmic reticulum; extracellular exosome; Golgi membrane
Molecular function (GO): calcium ion binding; mannosyl-oligosaccharide 1,2-alpha-mannosidase activity
Source: RefSeq, a predicted model, not a curated record
AUGAAGUUUGCCUGGGAUAACUACAAGCAGUUUGCGCUGGGGAAGAACGAGCUGCGGCCGGUGACGAAGAACGGCUACACGGGUGGCAUGUUCGGAGGCCUUGGUGGGGCCACAAUCAUUGAUGCCUUAGACACUCUGUAUAUCAUGGAGUUGGAGGACGAGUUCCGAGAGGCCAAAAACUGGGUGGAGAAGAGCUUUGACUUGGAUGUGAAAGGAGACGCUUCUGUGUUUGAAGUGAACAUCCGAUACAUUGGUGGACUCCUCUCAGCCUACUACCUGACAGGAGAAGAGGUCUUCCGAGAGAAGGUCAUCAAACUCGGAGAAAAGCUUCUGCCAGCCUUCAACACCCCCACUGGAAUUCCCCGGGGGAUGGUAAACUUUGGGAGUGGUGUCAGCAGGACUUGGGGCUGGGCAUCUCUGGGGAGCAGCAUCCUGGCAGAGUUUGGAUCCCUACACCUGGAGUUCUUACAUCUCACCAAGAUCUCUGGCAACCCGAUCUUCGCUAGAAAGGUGAAGAAUAUCCGCAGGGUGCUCAACAGAACCGAGAAGCCCAAAGGCCUUUAUCCCAACUUCCUCAGCCCGGUCAGCGGCAGCUGGGUCCAACACCAUGUCUCUAUUGGAGGACUCGGGGACAGUUUCUAUGAAUAUUUGAUCAAGGCCUGGUUGAUGUCAGCCAAGACAGACAUAGAAGCUAAAAAUAUGUACUAUACUGCCCUUGAGGCUAUAGAAACCCACUUGCUACAGAAAUCCCAGGAGGGACUGACCUACAUUGCCGAGUGGAAAGGGGGUGUCCUGGACCAUAAGAUGGGCCACUUGGCAUGUUUUUCUGGUGGCAUGAUUGCCCUGGGGGCUGAGGAUGCAGAAAUGGGGAAGAGAAAGCAUUACAUGGAGCUUGCUGCCCAGAUCACAAGGACAUGUCAUGAGUCUUACAUCCGCACAGACACCAAGCUGGGACCGGAGGUGUUUUGGUUUGAUUUUGGAAGUGAAGCCACAACAUCCAGCCCGAGUGAGAGCUACUACAUCCUGCGGCCGGAGGUGGUGGAAAGUUACAUGUACAUGUGGCGCCUGACCCAUGACCCCAAGUACCGUCAGUGGGGCUGGGAAGUUGUUGAGGCCCUAGAAAAAUACUGUCGGACAGAAACAGGCUUCUCUGGGAUCCGGAACGUUUAUACUAUGUUUCCUGAACAUGAUAAUAUGCAACAGAGUUUUUUCCUGGCAGAGACAUUAAAGUACCUCUAUUUGCUGUUCUCUGAAGAUGAUCUCCUCUCCUUGGAAGACUGGGUAUUCAACACAGAAGCCCACCCACUCCCAGUGGGCCACAUACACAGUCCAGCCAGAGCCCACUAGCCCCUGCCUCUGGACAGCUGCCAUCUUUGCUGCCAGGAUCUGGGCAUCCCCACCAACAAGAUCUGCUUUUCAAGGAAGAGUCAGGCCCACGUUCCCAACUCAGACAGACAUUGGGUGGGGCAAAUUCCUUGGACAGGCACCUUCUUUUCCUCUAUGAGGAACCACGCCGACCUCGAGGCGAGACCUUGGUCAAAGGCCAUCCAGUACACAGACCAUGGACAUUCCUUUCUACAGAGAAUUUCUAUGAAACCCACUGACUUUUCAUUCCAGGGGCCAGAGGGAGAAAAAGCCAACUAUGAAAGAAGGCCCUUCUCCCCUCCCUCCCAUUCUGUCUUGUUUUACCUUUUUUUCUAUGCAGUUGGAUUUUAUUCCCAUUUAUAAUCACCGUUUUCAAUAUGAUGUGCUUUCUUAUGUAAUGUCAUCAUGAUAAACUGAGUCAGCCACUCUCUUCUCCCAUCUUGGCCUGAUUUUAUAUAUUUUCUGUGCUUUUUACCCACCAUUUACCAUUAAUUUCCAUUCAUUUCACCUGGCUCUCAGAUCUGGGGAGAGAGGCUGCCUCUGCUCCUCAAGGUGAAGCAGAGCUGUCAAUCACUGGCCCUCUCUUCCCUGCUACCCAUGAACCAGAAUAAAUGAGCUUGUGAAAUAUGGACCACGGGUGGGUCGAUCCUCCAGCAUCGAGGCCCAGGGAACCCCAUGCUGUAUUAUUGUCUGCAAUAAAAAUUGAUUUGAGAAAUGCUUUUAGCAAGCGU